Molecule: messenger RNA, 1910 nt
Organism: Durio zibethinus
Lineage: Eukaryota; Viridiplantae; Streptophyta; Magnoliopsida; Malvales; Malvaceae
Product: putative magnesium transporter NIPA3
Biological process (GO): magnesium ion transport
Cellular component (GO): membrane
Molecular function (GO): magnesium ion transmembrane transporter activity
Source: RefSeq, a predicted model, not a curated record
UGAGUUCGAUUGAUAAUGAUGUAAUCCAAUUCCAAUUUUAUCCUAACUAAGCCAUAUUGCAUGCCAGGUAUCAUUUACAUCGUAAGUGAGGGUCGGAGAACAAGUUGGAAGAAAUAGAAAGGGCGUGGAAACCAUAGUCGGAGGGGAGUCUUUGUUAUCGUAAAAGCCCCACGCCAACGCCAACGCCCACGCGCUCUUUUCUCUUUCCCUUUCAUGCCGGCAAACUCACUCCGCGUCAACUGAGUCAAGAUUCUUCCUCACUUACGUCCAUUGUAAAUAUUCCAUUAUUAUUCCAACAUCUCUCUAUGUCGCUCUUUAUCUGGAUAUCAUCGUUCGACUCAAGAUCGCUGCUAUCUGUCUAAAUCUUUUUUUUUUUCGGGGGGCCAAGAUCCGUCAACUUGUGUUAUUGUAACUCGGUUGCGUUUCAAUCCGACUCCAAAAUUGGGCAAAAUUACGAUUCCUUUCGAGAUCCAUGAACUCGUUUUUAAACUCAGUCCGAGUUCAGAGCAAAUCGAGGAUCGGGCAAAGCUGUGAUGAUUUAGAAUAGAGUUAUCCUGUCAGAAUUAGGGUUUUGUGAGAUUUUUAAAAAUAGGGUUAGAGUAUGUCGGCUGUGCGAAGGUGGAGCGAGGGCAUGUCCUCAGAUAAUGUCAAGGGUUUGGUUUUAGCGCUUUCUUCCAGUUUAUUUAUUGGGGCAAGUUUCAUUGUUAAGAAAAAGGGCUUGAAGAAAGCUGGUGCUUCUGGUAUCAGGGCAGGAGUUGGAGGGUAUUCUUACUUGCUUGAGCCACUUUGGUGGGCAGGCAUGAUAACAAUGGUUGUGGGGGAAAUUGCUAAUUUUGCAGCUUAUGCAUUUGCACCAGCUAUACUGGUCACUCCUCUUGGUGCUCUCAGCAUCAUUAUCAGUGCGGCACUUGCACAUAUCAUUUUAAGGGAAAAGCUACAUACUUUUGGAAUUCUUGGUUGUGUUUUGUGUGUUGUGGGCUCUACAACAAUUGUUUUGCAUGCUCCCCCAGAACGUCAGAUUGAAUCUGUAACAGAAGUUUGGGAUCUUGCUACAGAGCCAGGGUUUCUCUUUUACACAGCCUUGGUCUUAACAGCUGUCUUUAUUCUUAUAUUCCACUUUGUUCCACGAUAUGGACAGACACACAUUAUGGUUUACAUUGGAGUUUGCUCUCUUGUGGGUUCCAUUUCGGUCAUGAGUGUUAAAGCACUUGGUAUUGCAUUGAAGUUAACCUUUUCAGGAAUGAAUCAGCUUGUAUAUCCUCAAACAUGGGCCUUUACUUUAGUUGUGGUUACUUGUGUUCUUACCCAAAUGAAUUAUUUAAACAAGGCUCUUGAUACUUUCAAUACAGCUGUUGUUUCUCCCAUAUACUAUGUUAUGUUCACAUCACUGACCAUUUUGGCUAGUGUAAUCAUGUUUAAGGAUUGGGAUAGGCAGAAUCCAACUCAGAUUAUAACAGAGAUGUGUGGAUUUGUGACCAUUCUUUCAGGAACUUUUCUUCUUCACAAAACCAAGGAUAUGGUUGAUGGUGCAAGUUUGACAACAUCUUUUUCUAUGCGAUCAUUAAAGCAUGAAGAAGACAAUGGCUUUGGUGAAGGCAUCCCACUUAAGCGGCAGGAUUCAUUGAGAAUACCUUAAUUGAAACUUUAGGUCAUCACUGCUAUACCUACAAAGCUCAAAUAGCUUCUGGGGAGAAACAUCGUCGAUUUCAACUUGUAUUUUAUGACCAGCUUAUUCCAUACCAUUCAUUUUUUUUCCAGUGGCACUUGGAGGUGAGAUUUUCUGUGGCUCUUUUUUUCUCCUUUGGCUUCAAGAUGAGACUAAAGAUUUCAGCAUUUGCCUUGUAUAACGCUAUCCCCAGUUUACACAGGAAAUAUGACCAAUGUAAUCAUGAGCAAGGUGUUCACACAUA